Messenger RNA from Epithele typhae, 546 nucleotides. RefSeq lists its product as uncharacterized. Bases 1 to 546 code for a protein of 181 amino acids. The transcript is spliced from 4 exons. Lineage: Eukaryota; Fungi; Basidiomycota; Agaricomycetes; Polyporales; Epitheliaceae. The record is from RefSeq and is a predicted model, not a curated record.
AUGCUGAGCGUCCUGAAUGGUAGAAAGACGGUGGAGAAGUACAGCGACGAGCUCGUCGACCAGUGGAACAAGGAGAUCGACGGUCUCUUGACCUUUGACGGUCUGUUCUCCGCCGCUCUCACCGCAUUCAACACCAUUGCCUUCGCAAUGCUCCAGCCUCAAUCGAGCGAUCAAACCAACGCGAUCUUGACUCAGGUGUCUGCCCAGCUGAAGAGCUUUGCGCUCAAUCCCUCAUUCGUCAACUCUACCGCCUUGGCGUUCCAGGAUAUCGUGCCGACCCCCUUUCGCCCCGAGACCUGGGCCGUUUGGGUCAAUGCGCUCUGGUUCACUAGUCUCACGUUCAGCUUGUCGUCGGCAACGAUUGGGAUCAUGGUGAAGCAGUGGCUCAAAGAGUACAACACCGGGCUGUACGGGUUCUCCGCACCAAUCACACAACGUCGCAUCUACCGGCUCUCGAACCUCAAUAAAGCGCACAUCCCUUUCAUCAUCUCGCUCGGCCUUCCAUUCUCUCUGGAGUGUCAUUCUCAGCUUCUACUCGUCCGUUGA